AUGUGCAAAUGCACACUGCUGGAGCGCCCUUCAGCAACGAGGAGGCCCAACGCGACACGGCCGCCGCCUGCGUCGGUUCUCCCCAGCACGACACGGCCGCCGCGGGCAUCGGUUCUCCCCAGCACAACCACUCUGAAGACGCCCAGCUUGGCCCAUACAAUUUGGAUUCUUUUGGAGACUGGAAACAACUUUAAAGCUACUUGUCACAAAGUGUCAUUGAACGCCUUGAGCCAAUUGGUGGCAAUUGCAUUGGAGACAUCAUGGAUGGAUAGAGCUCCCCAAAUGGAUAUGGGGAGACGAUUGAUGGAAACACUUAGAGAAGACAAAUUUGCCAAGAAAGCGCCUGCACACACUGAGAGGAGAGGAUGCUAUUACACAACUAUCCCGCUUCGCUUUGGAAUAUACAAUAAGGUCAAUGGGCAAUGGCUAGCAAUCAGGAUUAUUAGCUGUCCAAUCACCCAGAAACUUUGA
Triticum turgidum subsp. durum (durum wheat) is the source of this 471-nucleotide messenger RNA. Lineage: Eukaryota; Viridiplantae; Streptophyta; Magnoliopsida; Poales; Poaceae. The record is from the annotation of a GenBank genome assembly.